AUGGACCUCGCCGACUCGGAUACCGCCAUGGACGACGUCCACGCCCAGGCAGCAGUCUCUGCCGACAUGGUCGUGGACCACUCGACCCAACAGCGGCAAUCCGACCUCGAUCCUGCCGCCAGGCGCGAGACGCUACGCUCCCUGCAGCAGGCGCUGCUCAAGCGCACGAACUCCACCGCCGAAUCAUCGCAGCUCCUCGCCCAGCUGGUCGACACCUACCAGCGCACCGCUACAGACCUGGCCCUGCUGCCGCAAGAGUGGAAGACCUACCUCGCCGCCCUGCUACACGCCCACGCCGAGGCGGGCCUCGAUCCAGCCGGCCUCGAGUCGAUCCUCGAGGAGCACGCCAGGAGCUGCGACACGCUCAUCGACACCGGUCUCGUACGCCUCUACAUCAGCCUGCUGCUUCACUACUUUGGCGCGACGUCUUCGAUCGUCGUACCCACAUCAGCGAAGCGCGACGGAGAAGACGAAGAUGACGACGAUGCGGAGAGAGGCGCGGAGGACAAGGGGCGGGACAGCAUCGAGCCACUGGCGGCUUGGACGGGCGUCACCGGCGGUCCCAGCAUCGACGCAGCGACGUCCACCUACGUCCCGAGCUCGCUGCCAAGGCUCCGGACAGAAAGCUCCGAGGCUGCGCUUCAGUCCAUCCUCAGCGUCGAAGCCGUGCGGAGCGCGAUACGAGCGGCCUACACCCGGUGCGCCUAUCACAUCGACGAGAGCCAAUUGGUCUGGCAGCUAUACCUCGCAUUCGAGCAGGCGCUCCUCGACUCGAAUCACGGCGAUGCAGCGGCUCAGACCGAGACCAUCAAGCAAGCCUACCUGGCCAGGCUGCGCGUGCCCCAUGUCUGCAUCGACGAUACAUUCCAGAGCUACUCGCGCUUCGUAACCAACCACCUUCCCGCCGAGAGCUACGAAACCGAGCUUCUGGCCGCCAACAAAGUCUUCGCCUCAUCCAAAAAGGUCCUCGCCGAGCGAGAGCAGUACGAGGACAGCCUGGCCGCGCUGCGGGCCUACCAAAAGACGGCCGGCGUAUCGCGCCCGGACCCUGCGACGUUUGCCACAUACUGGAAGCCCUACCUGCUGUGGCAGCAGAAGGCGGCCGCCAGAGCUGCGAGGGGCAAGGACAAGGCGCUGGCCCAGACCGAGCAGAGCCUCGCCAGUGGUCUCUACGAGCGCGCGAUUUCGCAGUACGGAACCUAUCCGCCAAGUCCAGAGUCGGACCUGCAGCAGUGGGAGACGGAACCGCCCACGGCGGCUUGGCUUGCCAAGCAGACGGAGUGGCAGAAGAAGGUGCGCAAGACGGACAAGGAGCAGCAGAGAGCGGAAGCGGAGCAGCGCUUCUACGAACGCACCUCCAUCGCCGAAGGCCUUUGGCAGGACUAUGUUUCGACCUUGCACCUCUCGGCCAAGCCAGACGUCAUCCUGGUCCUCAAGACGUGCGAACGGUCGACGCACGUGCUGCCCGGCUCGGCGUCGGUGUUCACCACCUACAUGAGGCAGCUGUCCCGCUUCAAGAGGCCAAAGAACCUGAUCGAGGAUGUCUUUGCUCGCAUCAUGAGCUAUCCCGGCAUUACGGAGAAAGGUGCUGGGCUCGUCGAUCUGCUGAUCGCCCGGAUCGACUGCGAGCGGGAAGCGGCAGCUCGAGAGCUUGCGGCCACGUCGGCAGAGGCGGGCCCCGACGUCGACCCGGCCUCGUCGAUGGACAAGUUCAUGGAGGUGUACGCGCUGAUCAGCUACGGCCUCAGCGAGACGGGCAAGCUGGCAUCCGCGGAGCAGGACGGCGCGCUGCGGCUGGAGCGCUACGCCGUCGACUGGGUCGAGCGGGCCGUCGCCGCGCUCGGAGGGCCGGACUCGGAAGCGGGUGCCGGGCUCAACGAGCUGGCCGAGACCGUGUGGCAGAAUGCGGUCAAGGCGCAGGGCGAAAACGUGCGCGUCUACCGCGAGGCGGCGGCCUACUGGAUCCGGCGCCACGACGCGCGCAAGGCGAGGGGGUGGUUCAAGGGCUGCGUCAACAAGUUUGAGCGGUCGCUCAGCUCGCGGGCGGGGCAGGACACGGCGGGCUACGAGCAGCUGCUCGACGAGUGGCUCCAGUUUGAGCACCAGCGCGGCAGGAUCGAGGACGUCGACUACGCCGUCAGCAAGGCCAAGGCGGAGCGGGAGCGCAUCUGGCAGCUGUGGUACGCUUCGUACGCCACCGAGCAGGGGCCCGAGCAGCCUCAGCAGCAGCACCAGCAUCAGCAAGUCGCCGCAGACGCCGCUGACGAGGCCGUGGCUGUCGGUGCCCUGGUCGAUGCCAGCACCGACAGCAUCGCAGGAGUCAAGCGCAAAGCCGAAGACGCCGUCGGCGGCGCGACCGGCUCGAAGAACAGCAACGCCGACCCGAUCAACAACGACGGUGGCGCGACAGACCCUGCUACCACUGCGGCUCUGAAUGCCGACCCAACGCCCGCCGCACCCGCCGCAACCGCAACCGCCGCCGCCGACGAGUCGCAAAAAAAGGCCAAGACUCACGACGAGCCGACGAGGGAUCGCGAAAACAGCUCGGUGCUGGUGGCCGGACUUCCCGCUGACGUGGCGCCGGGGGCGAUCCGCGCGUUCCUGCGCGACUGCGGCGAGAUCGUGUCGAUCACCGGUCCGCGACAGCUCACCGACGCGUCGAGCGGCGAGGCGACGGCCGCAGCGCUGGUCGAGUUCCGCGACCGGGCGGGUGCGGCGUCGGCGCAGACGCGCAACAUGAAGCGGCUGCACGACGCCGUGGCCUCGGUGCACCUGGGGUGGCAGUGCACGCUGUUCGUGACAAACUUCCCAGAGUCGUGGGACGACGAGGCGGUGCGCCGCACGUUUGGGCCGUACGGCACCAUCUUUGACGUGCGCUGGCCGAGCCGCAAGUUUGUCUCGACCCGGCGCUUCGUCUACGUGCAGUUUACGCUGCCGACCAGUGCGGCGGCGGCGCUCGAGCUCGACGGACGCCGGCUCGACGAAAAGUGCACGCUCAACGUGGCGCUCUCGGACCCGUCGCGGCGCAAGGUGCGGUCGGACGCCGACGCCAAUGCGCGCGAGCUCUUCGUCUCUGGCCUGCCGCGCUUCGUGGCCGAGUCCGAGGUGCGCGCCCACUUUGAGCCGUUCGGACGCGUCGAGGCGGCUCGCCUGCCCUCGGCCGUCGAUGGCAAGGGCGGCGGUAAAGGCGUGGCGUUCCUCGACUUUGCCUCGCCCCUCGAUGCGACGAGGGCGAUGAAGGAGCUCAACGGGAGCAAGCUGCGCGGCAAGGUCAUUGCCGUCACGCUCGCCAAGAAUCGCGGGAUGCACGGCACCGUCCACUCGAACCCGCCCGCCCCUGCCCCCGCCGCUGGCUCAUCAUCCGCAUCGUCCCAAACGGGCACGCCGGCACCCGGUGGAGGAGCAGCAGCAGCAGCCGCGCCGACGAACCGAGCCGCACGACGCGGGGUGGAGGCGGAGCAACGACGACUUCGGAGCGUCCGGCUGGGCGGGAUCCCGUCGACGGCGCAAGAGGCUCUGAUUCAGCAGAGCGUCGAAAAGGCCAUGGGCGGCGGCGGCGGCGGCAGCGUGCGGCGCGUCUUCUGGACCGAGGGCGACGAGAGCGGCGUGGCCACCGUCGAGUUCCACGAUGUCGCGGUCGCGGGCCGGGCGGCGCUGCGCACCUCGUUCCCCUACGGCGAAGGCGUACAGAUGAGGGUGCUCCCCGAUGGCGCUGCCGCUUCGACGACAAAGGCAGCGGUGCCGCCAUCGGCUGGAGAUGCGGGGGGAGGAGGGGAGGGUGCGGAACGCGUGGAGGCCUUUGUGCCUCGUGCUUCGACGAGGGCGAGGGGCAGGGGCAGGGGACGCGGUAGGGGCGCGAGGGGCGGCCUGGGCUUUGGCGCCCACCCAUCCGCCCGCACAGACGGCGGCGCGCCCACGUCGGCGCCGGCGCAAGAGGGAACCAUGUCCGUGUCCGCGACCGACGACAUGGACGUCGAUGGAACACCUUCACUCUCGUCUGGCCCCGCCGCCGCUGCCAAGCCCAAAGGCCAGGACGACUUCCGCAAGAUGCUCCAGGGCUGA
Molecule: messenger RNA, 4062 nt
Organism: Pseudozyma flocculosa PF-1
Lineage: Eukaryota; Fungi; Basidiomycota; Ustilaginomycetes; Ustilaginales; Ustilaginaceae
Exons: 4
Coding region: 1-4062 (1353 amino acids)
Biological process (GO): RNA processing
Molecular function (GO): RNA binding; protein binding
Source: RefSeq, a predicted model, not a curated record